Molecule: messenger RNA, 2339 nt
Organism: Anopheles moucheti
Lineage: Eukaryota; Metazoa; Arthropoda; Insecta; Diptera; Culicidae
Exons: 4
Coding region: 470-1462 (330 amino acids)
Source: RefSeq, a predicted model, not a curated record
UCGACUGUAAAGCAUGCAGAUGUUAAGGGAGAAGAUUGCUAAACUGGCCGGCGGUGUACAGCAAGGCAUAGCGUGGUUUAAAGCUGGAGGCAUCAUCAGCCCAAUGGUUCUCAUCUACGUACUGCACAUGCUCUGAUUUGAUUCAUUUAACACAUUCAUCGCCGUGCUAAAAUCGUCCAAGGCGAUUUCCAUAAGGUAUCUCCCAAAGAUGUGGCGCUAAACGUGUUAAUAUCAGCUUCAGUGGCAGAUAACAGAGGAAGUAAGCCUCUGUAUACGGGAGCGAAGCCGAAAACUUAAAUUUAAAAUUAAAUUAAACGGUGGCGUAAGAGUUUAGAGAUUGGUUUUUCAACUAACAUGAUUCUUGUGCACCGUACGAAUCUUUACUUUCUCUUCGAACUGUAGGCCGGAAUUUCGCCCAUUCAGUAUCCUGUUUGUGGUUGCGAUUGGAUUUCUCUGGGACCGCUCGCCAAUGGAGCCGUAUCCAUCGAUAAGAACUUCCCCGUUAGGUGAGAUCUGUGCCAAGAUUUGGACGCUUCGGACGACUAGACCUAUCAGUAUGGUGGUUGGCAGUGUGGCGGGCAUGCUGUCGCUUAUCUAUCUAGUUUGCAACGUAUUCCCGCUGUGGUUAUCCCUGACAAUGACGGGUUUGCUCGUGUACUGGGAUCGAUGGCAGUUUGGCGUAGCAGGUACGUUCAGCAAUCCAUCAAGUUUGCGUGACACACUUACUGAGCAGGAGAUUGACGAAUUCGUGCCGGAACUGACGGAAGUGAAUCGUGUCCUGCUGCAGGAGGUCGGUGAGCAGGGUGCAGACACGAACCCCUUGGUGGAAGCUUUUACACCCGGCGAGGCCAGCAAAAACAAAGCCGAAGAAGACGAAGAACUUUACCUCAAAACGCUCAUACCGGAAGCGAGCAGCAAUGAUUUCGAAUCGGCCGAACUGAGCGGUUCCAGCAGCGACGAGCUGUACUGUCCCGAGGGCCCGGUAGUGCGAAAGACCGCAUCCGGCCGGUUACACGCCAAACAUCACGCCGAAAAACCGAUCGAGUUUAAGAGCAGUCACUUUAACGCAAACAGUUCCUCCGACUCGGAUGACAACAUGUCACGGGGUUUGUGCUUCAACGAUGAGAGUGAUGCAGUGAGUAGACGCACCGGCGACAAAAGACAGCAACCGGACAUGAUGAUGUUGAUGAGUGCCGGCAGCCUCGCAACCAAUGUCCUGAUGGACACGAUGUGCAAACGCUUGCUGGACGCUGGUGCGCUUCAGCAGCAACCACCACACAGCGUCCUGCAGUCGGUUGGGUUCGAUCCACGGAAUCCGCUGGUAGCCUCGAUCGGCACCACGUUACAGGCGUUACGGGGGCAAACGGUACAGGUGCCGGAAGAGGAAAACGACGAAUCGACCGAUGCGGAUGAGGAUAGCGAUUUCGAAAUGCUCAACUCAGAGGAACUGAAUAAUUUAUGAACAUGAGGUUCUGGUUUUUGUUCCAGGGUACUUCCGGUGUGAAAGGUAUAAAGGGCGUUGGAAAUUCGAUUUUUGCAAUGCCAAUUUCCGGCGUUUUGUUUGAUCGCUUACGUUGUUACUGGUUUGAAACCCUGUUGCCAUCCCGAGAAAAAGGGCUUACCGAAUUGCCCUUUGUUUUCUGUAAUUAUUUGAAUUAUGUGUUAUAUUGUUAAUUUAAUCAACCUAGUUGUUAGACAUCAUUUUCCGGAGAUGAUCCACCCCACACUAUCUUUUUUCGCAAACCACUACUCUCACUUGUUCCAACAGUUAUGUUUAUCCUUCACGGCUAACACGGCGGUACCCGUGCGGAAAGUAAUUGCGUUAAAACGAUGCAUAGUAACACCAGCUUAUAUUAAUUUGACCAGUUUUGCAACCACUACAUCGAAUGUAGCAGACAUCGUUUUUAAAACAACCAUAAUACGAAAACACAGCAGAUUGUGUUUGUUUCAAGGAUCUUAAUCGGAUUAUGUUACAAAAAUUAACCAUUUAUAUUCAACUCAGCCAGCAGCCCGAUGCCCAAAUUUUUUAUUUAACAAAAAUCGUUACAUGCACAGAUUCUAUUUGUUUUGUCGUUAAAAAGGCCGCUCGCCCGACUCGACUCUGUGUGAUCGUUACCCCCGGGGGGAGUUAUGAACGGUUUUCCAGUUCUAGUCUAACUUUAUGAUAUGAGUGCAAACCAAGAAAUGUAUCGUAUGAAUUUACUCAAAACAGCAGUAGAACUAGUAAAACAUUAUUUGACAGAAACAUACAUGUAUGAAAUGUGAUAUAAGUACAUCAGCGAAGUAAGGCUUCUCCAACGAAGUGCUAAUAAAUGUUAAAGAAUGAAACCUGCUAAGAU